AUGUCAAAGAAUGAUCCACUAUUGUUUCGAGAAGCUGUGGAAUGGCAGCAAGAAGCCACAAAUUGUCAUGAGGUGCCAGAUACUGCUGCCGAUCGAUAUGUUAGGAUAAAUGUUGGUGGAGCAUUGUUCCAAACGACUAUUGCCACUUUGACGAAACAUGAUACCAUGUUACGAGCGAUGUUUAGUGGACGAAUGCAAGUGGUCACUGAUUCGAAUGGUUGGGUCCUCAUAGAUAGAAGUGGGAGACAUUUUGGUGUAAUUUUGGACUUUCUUCGUGAUGGGUUCGUCCCGCUUCCUGAUUGCCGUGUUGAAGUUGAGCAGAUUCUUGCUGAGGCGAGAUACUAUCUUGUGCAGGACCUGGCGGCCGAGUGUCAGUCGUGGUUGGAAGCUUUGCGAGCGCGUCGGGACAUUCGCGAACCCACAGCGACAUGCAGUAUCCCUGUAGUUCAUACCAAAGCUGAAGCGGAUCGUCUUGUAUUGAAUUCUGUAAAGCCUGCGAUAAAAUUGCUUAUCAACCGUCAUAAUAACAAAUACUCGUAUACCAGUCAGUCUGAUGACAAUAUAAUGAAAAAUUUGGAACUGUUCGAUCGACUUGCGGUGAAGUUUCACGACAGAAUCUUGUUUGUCAAAGAUGUUGGGUCGGAAUCAUCGGAAGUUUGCCAGUGGAAAUUUUUCGGGAAAGGAGCCAAAAGGGCCGAAGUAUGCUGCACAUCGAUUGUCUAUGCUACGGACAAGAAACAAACCAAGGUGGAAUUUCCUGACUCCAAGAUAUACGACGAAGCCAUGUCGAUUCUACGCUACGAAGAAAGAGGCUUGUGCAGUAGGUGUGGUGGAGAAGCUUGCAGCCCAAAGGACACUGGCACCCCUCCAGAAGGUAUCAGUGAUUGACUGUUGUUAAUGCCCUGUUUGGAAAUGCUAGACCAAAUGUUCCACCCUAGCUGUUGCUUUGAAAUUUUGUGAUUCUAUUUUACUAACAUGUUCAUCUCCUGUCUGAUGAAGGAAAUUUCUCGUCAAAAUCAUUGUUAGAUCUCUAGAGAUUAGUCCAAGUAGUCAUCAAAAAUUUUUCUGUGACUGUUGACGCCGAGCGUAUAAAUAUAUCUAGUCGAUUCAUAACUCGUUGCCUGUAGUUUGAUUGUUUUAGAUAUUUGCAAUAAAGUUUAUUGGUAGCA
Cylicocyclus nassatus is the source of this 1169-nucleotide messenger RNA. The record is from the annotation of a GenBank genome assembly. NCBI's taxonomy places the organism in Eukaryota, Metazoa, Nematoda, Chromadorea, Rhabditida, Strongylidae.